Teleopsis dalmanni is the source of this 939-nucleotide messenger RNA. RefSeq names its product myb-like protein D. The record is from RefSeq and is a predicted model, not a curated record. Lineage: Eukaryota; Metazoa; Arthropoda; Insecta; Diptera; Diopsidae. The transcript has 5 exons. The coding region runs from base 1 to 939 and encodes 312 amino acids.
AUGCAUCAUGCACUGCUGCAUGAAUAUAAUGGAAAUGAUGAAGAAACAAAUCACUCAGAUAUACAGGAAAAGACCACCGAAGUGAUACAAGAUACUCGAGCAUUACACCUUCCGGCUGUUUUAAUUGGCACUGCAUUGAUAGAGAGAAAGUAUAAUAUAACUUCACCACAAGAUGAAGGCAUUCUUAUAAGCAAUGAUGAACACGCAUUGUUAGCCUAUAAGAAAGGACUUAAUGCAACCUACUCACAAACAGUACAGGCUGCACAACCUAAAUCUUUUCAAGAAGCUAGGGACUUUGCGGAAAAUUUAGUUUUUCCAGAUCAACGACAACAGGUUUUAUAUACUCAACACUACCGUGGCAAUAUAAAUCAAUUUAAUAAUUACCAAAAUAAUAACAGUUCAAGAAACCAAUAUCAAGGAAUUCAACGUAACAACAACCAAAGGUACCAACGUAACAAUGGUCAAAGAAACGAAAACUAUCAACAUAACCAGAGAAACACCUAUAACAGAAAUAUGAACCAAAGACAUAGAAAUUAUAAUAUAACUUCACCACAAGCUGAAGGCAUUCUUAUAAGCAAUGAUGAACACGCAUUGUUAGCCUAUAAGAAAGGACUUAAUGCAACCUACUCACAAACAGUACAGGCUGCACAACCUAAAUCUUUUCAAGAAGCUAGGGACUUUGCGGAAAAUUUAGUUUUUCCAGAUCAACGACAACAGCAAAGAAAUCAAUUUAAUAAUUACCAAAAUAAUAACAGUUCAAGAAACCAAUAUCAAGGAAUUCAACGUAACAACAACCAAAGGUACCAACGUAACAAUGGUCAAAGAAACGAAAACUAUCAACAUAACCAGAGAAACACCUAUAACAGAAAUAUGAACCAAAGACAUGUUCGCUUAACAUCAUCACAGGAAAACUACAUGCGACCAGAGGAAAACCAGUAG